Messenger RNA from Penicillium expansum, 3252 nucleotides. Its product is annotated as Immunoglobulin E-set. The coding region runs from base 1 to 3252 and encodes 1083 amino acids. The transcript has 7 exons. Gene Ontology annotation, molecular function: ubiquitin protein ligase binding; protein-macromolecule adaptor activity; acyltransferase activity, transferring groups other than amino-acyl groups. Gene Ontology annotation, biological process: ubiquitin-dependent endocytosis. Gene Ontology annotation, cellular component: cytosol; cytoplasm. NCBI's taxonomy places the organism in Eukaryota, Fungi, Ascomycota, Eurotiomycetes, Eurotiales, Aspergillaceae. The record is from RefSeq and is a predicted model, not a curated record.
AUGAUGGGUGCUAAUAUUCUCCCUCUGCCAGCGCAGUUAUCUUCGCGGUCGGCCUCUAGCAACCCCACCCCGCACUCGGAGUUCACAGGGCCUCCGUCGCUAGGAGUAUCAAUUUCCAAUCUCAUCACACGGUCGGCUCGUCGCCACACGGUGUGUAUCGAAAAUCAGAACCCUAAACGGAGUCACCGGGACUCAAUCUUCAAAAAACUGGCGGGUCCACGUGAAAACGCAAAGCGAUUCCUUCGCUUGCGGUCGUCUGGAAUUCAGGCGCCUUUGCAACGUCCUUCCCGUAGUGUCCGACCAGUUUCGGAGAUUAUAUUCUCGCCGAUAUCGGUCGACUUGGAGGACGAGAUGCGAUCGGAUUCAUCAUCUACCGAGGUACUGCCUCGCCCAGUACCUGAACACCACACUGUGACUACCGAUUCUACCACUCCAUUUACUCCCUUGCGAAAUGAGAAGAUUGUAGCCACUGGGAGUGGCAUUUCUGUUGGUAUUGCCCUCACAGAACCCGUUCUUUACUUGCAGGGUUAUGAUCAGCAAGACCCAACCAGUAAAAAGUCCGCAAUUCUGCGGGGACAAAUGCAUUUGAAGGUCACCAAAUGUGUCAAGAUCAAGAAGAUCUCGAUCUGUUUCCGCGGCCAUGCCCAGACUGAUUGGCCAGAUGGUAUUCCCCCUAAGAAGAUUCACUUCCAUGACAAGAAGGAUCUCUUCACGCAUGGUGUGGUUUAUUUCAACCACGGUGACACCGCACUCAUGCAGAAUGACUAUGGUGCGCAUUACUAUCAUCAUGCCAAACCGAUAUCAUCUGUGCCGGGAAAGGAGGGAGUGACGAUGACAACUCGAGAACUAUUUUCUAAUCGCAAUUCUACCGCCACACUUGCCAUACCAACCUCCCGAGAAACCAAACGACUUUCUCUACAAUCCAACCGAGGGCAUUCGCGCAGCUUCAGCAAGAACGAACCCCCAACUUCCCAACCCCAGCCCCAGCGAAAUUACCGCAUGUUCCCCGUAGGCGAUUAUUUAUACAGCUUCGAGUUCCCAAUCGAUGGAUCAUUGCCAGAGACGAUCAAAACGGAUCUGGGGUCUGUGAAAUAUGACCUGGAAGCAAUGGUGGAACGGUCAGGCGCAUUCCGACCCAAUCUCCUCGGCGCCAUGGAAGUCCCCGUGAUUCGUACCCCUGCUGAGGGCUCAUUGGAGCAAGUCGAGCCGAUUGCGAUUUCGCGGAACUGGGAAGACCAGCUUCACUACGACAUCGUCAUCUCGGGGAAGUCCUUUCCGCUAGGUUCACAGAUCCCGAUUGCGUUCAAGUUGACCCCACUGGCGAAAGUAGAGUGCCACCGAAUCAAGGUCUUCGUGACGGAGAAUAUCCAGCAUUGGACGGCAGAUAAGAGCGUGCACCGGUUGCAACCAGCAAAGAAGGUGUUGCUUUUCGAAAAACGAGCAGACUCAUCCAGUGUGAGCACGUAUCCCGGCAGCUCCAUGCGUGUCACCGCAGGUGGCGGUAUCGACUGGGACCACCGCGCUGCCGCCGCAAGGGGGCAAGAGAUUGUGGAUCGGAAUCGGACGAAUCUUCUAGGCAAUCUGUCCAAUGAUUCUGGUGUCGGUCCAACGGAGAUGGAAUUCAACGUGCAACUGCCAAGUUGCCACGAAAUGAAGGGCCGGGACGAGGGUCAGCGGCUGCAUUUCGAUACCACAUACGAGAACAUUCAGAUCAACCACUGGAUCAAAAUUGUCCUCCGUCUAUCCAAGGUCGACGAAAGAGACCCCACAAAACGAAGACACUUCGAAAUCUCCAUAGACUCGCCAUUCCACAUCCUCUCCUGCAAGGCCACCCAGGCCAAUAUCUACCUACCAGCCUACACAACCCCAACCGAAGAGCUAGUCCCCCCAACCCAAGAAUUCGAGUGCGGAUGUCCCGGUGCACCCCUCGCACCCCGAGAGCAAGUCAUCGCCCCAGCGACGUCUGAUCGUGAAGACAGCAACCCUACACUAGGACCCAUCGCCCGCCGCGGCUCAACAGGCCACACCUUCUCCCGCAGCUUCACAAACGACUCUGGCGGCCUCGCCCGGCCCCCACAAGCACACCUCGCAACACCACCAAACGACCGCGACACACCCAUUCCACCUCGCCCAAUGCAUCUGCUCCGUGCGCCGUCCUACGCGCCCCCCGCUUUCGAGGACGUCCCUCCCGCGCCACCGCUUGUCACCCCACCUCCAGAAUAUAAUACCAUCGUUGGGGACGACCGAGAGGCCGUUCUCGAGGAUUACUUCUCCCGUUUAUCGUUUUACGAAGAAAACGAGGACGAUGACCGCGGUCGUGGCCGCGUCGAUGUACCCCUCACUCCGGGUGGACGCGUCAACCGCAGCAUGGACGUGCCCCGCGAAUGGGGUCCCUUGGUGUACUUCGGGACUUUUGAGACGGACUACGCCGAUUGGCUCAACAUAGUAAACAAAAAGCGGCUCUGCUACAUCCUCAACAACCACAUUCUUCAAUUCUCCGACAUAGAUUUAUCCAACAUACAGACUCCUCAAGCUGCCAAUAUGGCUGUUGAGGUCGUACCCCUUACUGAGGCAGAUAUCCCCGGUGCUAUUGAAGUAAUUCAGCAGGCAUUUGCAGACGAUCCAUAUUUCAAGUGGGCCUUCGAUUCAUCCAAGUUCAACAAGCAAAGAAAUUAUGAUUCCCUCGCAGCACGUUGCCAUUGGGGAAUUAAUAAUGCACUAUUCCACGUCGCAAAAGAAACGCAAGACACCGACUCCAAAUCUCACAGCACCCCACUAACCCCAACCCCAAUCCUCGGCGUCUCCUGCUGGCUAGCACCCCACUCGCCCACACAACCAGAGAGCUGGUACUCCUGGUUCCAAUCAUGGACCCUAUCCUUCAACCAGAUGCUCAACAAUAUCCGGUACUUUGGCCGCGGCGGGUUACGUACAAAUAGGUACUGGAUUUGGAAACAGCGACAGGCCGAGGCACAGGCUGCUAUCUGGGACGAUCCGCGCGGGUACUAUUUCUGUAAUAUCGUUGCUGUUAGCCCUGAGGCGCAGGGGAAGGGUAUUGGGAGGUUGUUGUUUGAGGCUGUUACGAAAAGGGCGGAUGAUGAGGGGGUCAAGUGUUAUCUUGAGAGCUCGAAGAGUGUGCCCAACGUGGCGAUCUAUGAGCGCAUGGGCUUUCACAUGAGUAAGGAGAUGGAGUGUCGGGAUGGGGUGGAUGCUUGCAUGUUGUACUGCAUGGUCCGGGAUCCGAGGAAGCAAUGA